AUGCAAGGUUCGCCAAGGUGGACCCAGGCGGCCACAAUCUACGGCCGCUCCCCGGUUCCUGGGGGCAUCGCUUGGUCGCUUGGGAACUUGGUCGCGGUGGUGACUGAGGAGGCCGUGCACGUUGUCAGCGCGGAGGCCGCCAUCGAGCGCACCCAUGAGGCGGUCGUCGUCGCGCGCAUCGGACUGCCGGACGCGCCUCCCGUCAGUGGGGCGGGGCGCGUCGGGCGGGAGCUCAAGCGUGGCCUCGCACAGCGCCCCGGUUCCAGCGGGCCACGGUCUUCCAGAGCCUUGGAGGCACGGUUCGGGCUCACAAGCUGGGACAGCCACGACCGUGCGGAGAGUUUCGAAGAGGCCGUGGAGCGCGGGCGCAGGCGCGCCUUCACCGGAGUCGCUUGGUCACCCAUGGGGUGCGGGCCCCGUGGCAGCGCUCUGCUCGCCACCGUGGACUCCUCGGGCCUCGUCGGGGUCCAUGUGGUGCUGCCCGCGGGCGGCGACGCCGCGCGGGGCGAGGCCCCCCUGGUCUGCGCCAUCGCGGCCCCGCAGCCGGGCUUGGCCCCCGCGAGCCGAGGGCCUCCCAGCGCGGCGGGCGAGGCGGACGCCGCCCAGGACCCCCCAGCGGCCUGUGCUGCGCGGAGCAGGAAGGCCAGCGCCCAGGCACCGCGGACCAGGAGGCCCCCGCCGCCCCGCUCAGGCGCCCACGACCGCAGCCGCACGCGCCACCGCGCCGACCGGCCGGCCAGCGGCCGCUCCGCGCAGCAGCGGCCGCGCGGCGAGGGCCUGCAGGCGCCGUACGCGCCCGCUCGUGUGGCGUUCUGCCCCUCGCCUCUGCCGGGGGAGCGGGUCGCGCGGCCGCAGUCGGCGCUGCUGUGCGCGGCGCGGGCGUCCCUGGUCGAGCUCUGGCGGGUGGGUGUCGAGCCGUGGGAGUGCACCUGCCUGGCGACCCACCAGCUGGACCUGUGCGGCGGACCUUCCCGCCACGCCCCAGUGAUCACCGCGCUGGCGGUCGCGCCGGCGCGCGGUGCCCGCCUCGCACUGCUGCUUGGCACGAGCAGCGGCGCUGUGCAGGCCCUGCCCGCCCGCGUGCAGGCCUCGCUGCCUGGCAGCGCUGUCGGCCUGGACGCGGAGGAGCCCGGCUGCGUGCUCUCCCAAGCGGUGGAGCUGCAGGGCCCCGGUGGCGCAGCAGUGGCCGUCGUAGCCGAGGCGGCGGAAUUUGACGGGGCGGGCCGCCCGAACUGCGGCGCCGAGACAGCUCGCGGAGCGUGGUUGGUGGCUAUGGCCCAAGGAACAGAGGUGUCCGCCGUGCUGUCGCGCGGCGGCUUGCUUGAAGUGGCCCACGGUCGCUCUUGCUCUGGCGUCGGGCAGCGCUUCAGGAACAGGGCGUGCGCACACGGGCUGCCAGUGAUCUCAUUGCUGAUUGACGCGUCUGGCACGAUGGCAGGGGCGAAGGCGGGCGCGAGCUUCAGCGAGGUGGCGCGGGUGCUCAGCCUGGACUUCUCUGGGCGUGCUGCCUUGUGGCGGCUCUGCGCUGCCGCUGACGGAGAGCUUGGCGCGAUGGAGUGCGAGAUCCGCACCAUGCUGCCCUUGCAGCCGCAAAACUGGCUGACGGCUGUGGAGGUCGCUGCUAUGCACGUGGAUUUCAGGGUCAGCCGUCCGCUGGCCACGGAAACUAUCCGCGCCGGCUCUGUGCAAAGCACCUGCAUGGUCUUCUCUCCGUCCAGGUCCAUGGUAGCCUCUGUGGUAACGCGGCGCAUGGAAAAGACCACGCAGCAGAAGCCGACUUGCCACCUCUUCCUCGCGCCGACGGGGACGGCCUCGCAGAUGUUCCUGUCACUGAUGUGGUCAGCAUGCACCUCGCUCCAGCGCGCACGGGACAGUAAUGCCCUUGGCUUUCAUAUGUGGGACGUAGCCGCCGCCUGGCUCUCCUUGCGCCAAGGGGUAGCGUUCGAGAUCGAGCGCUCCAGAAGGCCCGCUCAGGCCAAUCGCACAGACCACGGCGCAGACGGCCCUGAAGGCGCGGGUGGUACUACGGUGGCGCGCUUACUCGCUUGGCUCUGGGAGAGAGCAGAAUCAGCCGGGCUCGUGACGGCGGUGGCGGGCGAGCCUCCGUUCUUGAAGGGCCCCUUGCAGGAGUCGCUCCUGGAGCGCCUGGAGGCCGAGGUCCGCAGGUGCGUCCGCGAGGGCCGGCAGAUCGAGCACUGCCAGCUGCGGAACGCGCUGCUCGAGCUGGGCUCUCGCAUGCCGGCCGCGCAGGCUGAGCCGAGGGGAGCACCGCCGGGAGGCAGCCGCGAGGCCCUGCGCCAGGACUACUGGGCGUGCCGCGUGCGCGAGGGCUGGCCGCCUGUGAAGAUCGCUCACUGGGCUCGUCGGCCAGCGAGGUCCUUGCCCACUGCCGCCGCGGGUCCCGCAAGCGCCUUCGGCCAGUGGCGCUCUCUGCGCCGUGCCGCUUGUGCGGAGAGGCCGCGACGGCGGACCCGGCGCUCACGAGCGCGUCCUGCGGGUGCCACACGCUGCCCGUCUGCCAGCGGACCCUGGCCCCGCUGCUCGCCGAGCCGCACACCCGGUGCGGCCUCUGCGGCAGGCUGA
Messenger RNA from Prorocentrum cordatum, 2583 nucleotides. The record is from the annotation of a GenBank genome assembly. Lineage: Eukaryota; Dinophyceae; Prorocentrales; Prorocentraceae.